Molecule: messenger RNA, 780 nt
Organism: Raphanus sativus (radish)
Lineage: Eukaryota; Viridiplantae; Streptophyta; Magnoliopsida; Brassicales; Brassicaceae
Product: cell wall / vacuolar inhibitor of fructosidase 1-like
Exons: 1
Coding region: 141-692 (183 amino acids)
Biological process (GO): negative regulation of catalytic activity
Molecular function (GO): enzyme inhibitor activity
Source: RefSeq, a predicted model, not a curated record
CAUGUAACAAAAUUAGAUAGCAAGUAUAUAAGUCCACAAACAUAGCUAGUUAGUAGCACUCACAACAAGCAACACACGUCUUAACCUAUUUGCACAUCAGCCUUAUUCUUGCUUUCUUCGAGUUUCAACUAUCUCAGACGAUGAAGAAAUCCUCCGCCGUCACAUCAACACUGUCUCUCUCCUUCUUCCUCCUCUUGCUCCUACCGUUUCUAGCUCGAUCCUCCGAUGACCUGAUCGACACAAUCUGCAAAGCGACACCGUUCUUUGACCUCUGUGAAGCUUCUCUCCGCCCGCUCUCUCCCUCACCUUCUGAUACCAAGUCUAUAGCCUCCGCAAUGGCCAACGUCGUGCUCGGAAACAUGACCGAUACCUUAGGAUAUAUCCAAUCACUCAUCAGACAGUCUCACGAUCCGGCGGCGGAGCGAGCGCUGGCUCAGUGCGCCGAAGUGUACCGGCCGGUGGUUCGGUUCAACAUUCCUCAGGCUAUCGAGGCAAUGCGGCGAGGAGAGUUCGGAUUCGCGACGUAUGUGCUCGGAGACGCUGAGAAACAGACUGAUUCUUGCCAGAAAUGGAUCAACAGUGCCGGCGCCGACGAUGAAAGCUUGGUGCCUCUUACGGCUAGAAUAACAACGGUUAAGAAUCUUUGUGACGUGGCCAUAUCUGUGAUUAAGUCUCUAGUGAAUGGUCGUUGAGAAUCUUUGUGUGGGUUUAAAAUAAUAAUCAUAUAUGUUCAUAUAUUUGUAAUCAUUGACACGAACUAAUAAAUUAAUAAACCCGGAA